Callithrix jacchus (white-tufted-ear marmoset) is the source of this 3533-nucleotide messenger RNA. RefSeq names its product eukaryotic translation initiation factor 2 subunit 3. The record is from RefSeq and is a predicted model, not a curated record. Gene Ontology annotation, molecular function: GTPase activity; translation initiation factor activity; GTP binding. Gene Ontology annotation, biological process: formation of translation preinitiation complex. Gene Ontology annotation, cellular component: cytosol; eukaryotic translation initiation factor 2 complex. NCBI's taxonomy places the organism in Eukaryota, Metazoa, Chordata, Mammalia, Primates, Cebidae.
AUGGCGGGAGGAGAAGCUGGAGUGACUCUGGGGCAGCCGCAUCUUUCGCGCCAGGAUCUCACCACCUUGGAUGUUACGAAGUUGACGCCACUUUCACACGAAGUUAUCAGUAGACAAGCCACAAUUAAUAUAGGUACAAUUGGUCAUGUAGCUCAUGGGAAAUCCACAGUUGUCAAAGCUAUUUCUGGAGUUCACACAGUCAGGUUCAAAAAUGAACUAGAAAGAAAUAUUACAAUCAAGCUUGGAUAUGCUAAUGCUAAGAUUUAUAAACUUGAUGACCCAAGUUGCCCUCGGCCAGAAUGUUAUAGAUCUUGUGGGAGCAGUACACCUGAUGAGUUUCCUACAGACAUUCCGGGGACCAAAGGGAACUUCAAAUUAGUCAGACAUGUUUCCUUUGUUGACUGUCCUGGACACGAUAUUUUGAUGGCUACUAUGCUGAAUGGUGCAGCAGUGAUGGAUGCAGCUCUUCUGCUGAUAGCUGGUAAUGAAUCUUGCCCUCAGCCGCAGACAUCUGAACACCUAGCUGCUAUAGAGAUCAUGAAACUGAAGCAUAUUUUGAUUCUACAAAAUAAAAUUGAUUUGGUAAAAGAAAGUCAGGCGAAAGAACAAUAUGAGCAGAUCCUUGCUUUUGUCCAAGGUACAGUAGCAGAGGGAGCUCCCAUUAUUCCAAUUUCUGCUCAGCUGAAAUACAAUAUUGAAGUUGUUUGUGAGUACAUAGUAAAGAAAAUUCCCGUACCCCCAAGAGACUUUACUUCAGAGCCCCGCCUUAUUGUUAUUAGAUCUUUUGAUGUCAACAAACCUGGCUGUGAAGUUGAUGACCUUAAGGGAGGUGUAGCUGGUGGUAGUAUCCUAAAAGGAGUAUUAAAGGUGGGCCAGGAGAUAGAAGUAAGACCUGGUAUUGUUUCCAAGGAUAGUGAAGGAAAACUCAUGUGUAAACCAAUCUUUUCCAAAAUUGUAUCGCUUUUUGCGGAGCAUAAUGAUCUGCAAUAUGCUGCUCCGGGUGGUCUUAUUGGAGUUGGAACAAAAAUUGACCCCACCUUGUGCCGGGCUGACAGAAUGGUGGGGCAAGUACUUGGUGCAGUUGGAGCCUUACCUGAGAUAUUCACAGAAUUGGAAAUUUCCUAUUUCCUGCUUAGACGGCUUCUAGGUGUACGCACUGAAGGAGACAAGAAGGCAGCAAAGGUGCAAAAGCUGUCUAAGAAUGAAGUGCUCAUGGUGAACAUAGGGUCCCUGUCGACAGGAGGGAGAGUUAGUGCUGUCAAGGCCGAUUUGGGUAAAAUUGUUUUGACCAAUCCAGUGUGCACAGAGGUAGGAGAAAAGAUUGCCCUUAGUCGAAGAGUUGAAAAACACUGGCGUUUAAUUGGUUGGGGUCAGAUAAGAAGAGGAGUGACGAUCAAGCCAACAGUAGAUGAUGACUGACAAAUACCAGUUAAAUACUAAAUUUGGAUGGAGUUGGAAGUUGAAAUUUCUCUUAACAACCAAGGGAUUUAUUUUCAAAGCAAAUAUUGGGGAAUUUAUUUACAAUUUGUUACCUUAGUAGAUAGCUAUAAGGUUAUUCUCAUUUUUUUUUUGGUUAUGAAAACUUAGGGACUACAAUUAAUAUAAAAAUUGGCAUGAUGUUGGACUGAAUCUCUGUUUUGACAGACUUGAAAACCUUCUCCCUUUUCUUUAGCCUCAUAUUUUAUGUUGCUUUAUCUUUGCAAUUUUGCAUGAAAAGGAAAUUAAUGGGUUGAAAUAAAAUUGUUCUUUAGAACAUGAGUACUUGUUGCCAAGGAGAAAUCUUUUUCUUCCUUGCUUUUCCUGGCCUGAAACAUGGGAAACCAGAGUCAGAAGUUACCUUCCUUUCCCUGUGAUGUCUUGAGAUUUUUUUUGCAUUGUUUUAUGCCUGAAAUCCAAUAGUCUUCCUCCAUUGGAAAAUACUGUUAUACCAAAUAAUUCUAAAUGAGUAACAAAUAUCUUUCUAAGUCUUCAUUUUGUUUUUUCUUAGGUGUUAUAUUAUGAUCAUAACACAGAUGGUAAUAUUACUACUUUUUGGACAUUUGAAAAGGCCCAAAGGUAAAAGGUGUUAGAAAGCAGUAAGUGAGUCAAGAUGCCCCACAGAGAUUCUGAUUUAACUGUUCUGAUUUCAUUGGCUUGGAGAAGAAUUCAGGCAUCGAUACCUUCAAAAACUCUCCCUAGUGUUGAGAAAUUUAGAGCGCUGAGAAGUAGGUAUAUUAAAUUACAGAAUCUUACUGAGUUUUGGUAGUAUGGUAAUACAGUUUGCUUUGCUUUUCUUAAAUUUGCAUUGAGAUGGGAUUUGAAGCACAUUAUUGUACUCUUUUGAAUGUUGAAGUUGUAUUGUAGCAAUUUAGAACCUCUGGCUAUGGGUUAUCUAAGUUGAUGUUUUGAGGACUCAUAUUAAUGUUAUAUACGUGGCUGACUUUGAAGGUUGUGUUGUAGCAUGAGGAACACAAAACAAUUCUACAUCAAAAAAAAAAAAAGGAAAAAAAAGGGAGUUUUUAUACUGCUGGAAAAUGAGAGAUGGGGAGUUUCAAAGAAUACAGGGGAAAAGGCUGUUUCUUCAGUCUCAGAUAACAACCCAAUCAGACGUCUAGGCAUCAGCAGCUGGUCACAAUGCCCUUCGAGGUAUUCAUCCCUUCCACACACAUUUUUGUGACCCUGAAGUUACCUCUUUGUGCUUGAGAAGGAAGCAGUACAUCUGCAGUUUAUAAUUAUGUUGUGGAAACAAGGAGAAUUGGGCAAAAAGCGAGUGGUUAAAAUGUACCAGCAAGCAGGGGUCCGAUCAGAAUUUUCAUUAUUUCAGUCAUAAAAAAAGGCUGUGGUGCUGAAAUUUCAACAGUCCCGGUUACAUUCUUGGACCAACCUUCACUAAGCAUAGCCCAGUUUAAUGGUAGAGCUCCUCAGUAGAGGUGUUGCAGAGAGAUCCCUGAGGUAUCAUGAUAUCAUGACUUGGAGGAAACCAGCAAAAGUUCUGGAUAGCACAGCGGGUCUCAGUGGAUCUCGAAUUGUGGUCUCUGGACUGGCAACAUCAGCAUGACCUGGGAACUUUAGUUAGAAAUGCAAAUUCCCAGGCACCACCCCAGACCCGUUGAGUCAGAAAUCUGCUGGAGCCCAGCAAUUUCUGUUUUCACAAGGCUUUCAGGUCAUUUUAAAGUGAUUGUGAUGUUUGAGACCACUGCUCAAAGAUACCAGGUUUUUUUUUUUUGAACUGAAUUAGAACAUGACUUGGAAUUGUGCUUAUGCACUCCAGAGAUUCAUGGAAAUCAUAAGUAGAGGUGGUUGAUUUUACCCUUCCAAGGAACUUUUUGAAGAUACUUUUGGCAUAGAACUAAGUCUGUACAAAGAAGUAAGCAAAGAUAAGUCUGGCAAGCCAGAAUCCCUCAACUGUGCUGGAUCCUGUAUUCUGUAUUUCUUCUCUCACUGUUUAUGAGAAUGCUGAUUGCCUGGAGAUGACAAACUAAUACUUUACAUUUAUAGGGCGUGGAAUUCCUUUGCAGAAUAAAAUGCUUCCCAUAAUUACUAACUGCAUAAAA